CCUAAAGAUGCCGAAGUAUCAGGCCUCACUGUUCAGCCUGGAUGCCGAUGGGAGCGUCAAGAAACAAAUCAGCAACAUCAGCCUCAGCAACGGCAUGGACUGGACUGACGACAACAGCGUCAUGUACUACAUAGACUCCAUGCCCAGCCAGGUAUGGGCCUUCGACUUUGACAUCACAGCUGGGACUAUUAGCAAUAAGAGAACUGUAGCAGACUUUACCUCUACUGAAAUCCCAGAUAUGGGUUUGCCUGAUGGGAUGGCUAUUGAUAUUGCGGGGAAAUUAUGGGUGGCUUUUGAUGGUGGGAAAGUGGUUCGACUCGAUCCAGAGACUGGAAAGGUCAUCAGAACUGUCAAGUUCCCAUGCGAAAGGAUUACGUCGUGUUGUUUUGGAGGGGCGGACUUCAGGGACCUCUACGUCACAUCAGCGACCCCGACACAACUCGAGAAAACAUCACUGGCUGGGUCACUCUUCAAGGUCACGGGGCUAGGAGUCCGAGGGCGCAAAGCUAACAUGUUCGCUGGAUAAGCGGUUCUCCGUUCAAUGCGUUUUCAAAACAAGCUCGUCCAUUGCUUGUAAAUCUAAUUUCGAUGUUAUGCAAGGUUUUAAGUUUAGUGUAUAUCCAGACUGCAUUUAGCAAGAUAUGCUGAAUGGAACACAGGGAUAUUUUGUCUUCAAAAGCAUGGAGUCGGUGCUUCGAUUAAUUAAGACCAAUAAAUAUUUUGAAAACAAAA
Molecule: messenger RNA, 732 nt
Organism: Haliotis rubra (blacklip abalone)
Lineage: Eukaryota; Metazoa; Mollusca; Gastropoda; Lepetellida; Haliotidae
Product: regucalcin-like
Biological process (GO): L-ascorbic acid biosynthetic process
Molecular function (GO): calcium ion binding; gluconolactonase activity
Source: RefSeq, a predicted model, not a curated record